GACUUCUUUGCGUUCUUAAUCUAUUACCCGAAACAAAACCCGAAAAAUUUUCUUCAAUUUUUACAAAAGACUGUGGAGUAUAUAGAAUUGAUCAUGCGAGUUACAAACGUUGAUGCUGAUAAUCAGAAGUCUGUCGGGUCUUGAUAAUGGCUUUUGAUGGAAAUUAUGCAGAGACUUCUUUGUCCUGUUUAUUACACGUUGAAUUCAAAAGAUUUUCUGAAUCCUAGAUUUCAAGAAAUUUCCUGGAAAACCGGAGGCGCAAAAUUUUCGCAGUACAAAAACUCGCAAUUGUUAAUAACUUAAAAUACUUUAAUCAGGUGGAGCGUAGACGGUGGUAUAAUUUCUAAUAAUAUAGAUUGCCGACACCGUAGAAACUUGGCUAUCCCAUCUCAUUUUGUAGAAAACUGAAUCGGUAAUGUAAUGUGACCGUUAACCGAUUUUGAUCCAGCUAGGUUUUCUAGAAAACCAGAUUUUUCAGAAAUCGUUUUUUCAAGACGCAGAGAUGUCACACAAUUCUUCUUUAUCGAACUAUAUAGGGUUUGAUGCGCUCUUUCAUAUGAAGCUAAGCUCAAGGUUCUAGAGAAUGCGCUUAGGUGAUGUUUCACAAGUUAGGCCAAAUCGGCUGGAAAACGCAAGUUGCGCAUUUCCGCCGAGAGAGCAAAGUAGCAAUAACUUUUUUUUAAGUCAUUUGGAGAUCUGCGGUUUUCUCAACACCUGAACAUAAACUAACAAUUCCUGGAACGAUACCGUCACACUCAAAAGAAAUUCAAAACGCAACACAGCUAGAUAUAAAUUUAUGGAAACAAGUGUUCCAGAAUAAUGAUUUGUGCCGAGGUCUAUUGUUAUCCGAUCUUGGUCCAGAGUCAAGUUUUGAACCGAUCCUUCAGUUCAAAAACGAUGCCUUACCAAAAUUCAAGAUCAGUGAUUCAUCAUACAUCGAAGCCCACCUUGCCUAUACGAAGCGUAGUAACUCAUAUAUACGAAGUAAAUUCGCAAAGUUCGAACCAAGCUUGCAGUGUCCGUUUCUUUCUACAUCAUUCAAGUACGACAAAGAAGAGACAGAAGCACGGACGAAAGAAGAGAAAACUAUUUAUACAACGUGUACGUUCAAUUUUCCUCGAGUCAUUGUCAAAUUAGAUGAAAGUUAUUUGGAACCAACAGAACAUUUUCGACAUGAUGUCGAAUGUCUAUUCUCUCAACCUUCGAAUGAACAAUUAGAAGCGUUACACAGAGUCUUCGAUAAGUACGGACAUGUGAUAGCAAGUGAGAUCACACUUGGUGCACAGCUUUAUCAUACAGAGAUAGAAUCAACGAAAAGUGACGUUGACGAGGAAAGUUAUAAAAAUUCAAAAUCGGUCGGAUUUAAAGCGUCCUUACAAAAUCUGAAUGUCGGAGUUGGUGUAAGCGGAGGAAAAGGUCAUGGCAAACGGAAAAAUAACAAUAAACUCGAUCAAAAAUCAUGUAUUGUAUACGAAGCCACCGGUGGUGAUACAACACUGAGUCGCGAUCCAGGUAAAUGGACCGAAACGAUAUCGAAUGUUCUAUCAUGGCGUGUAAUCAAAUAUAACAGUGUUGUGCCCGUUUACGAAAUACUGAGUAAACACUUACAACAUAAAGUUAAGCUAAUUACAAAGAGGCAUUUAUGGUCGGAGAAUCUGUAUAAUGGUCAAAAACUGAAAAUACUUAAGGAAAAGUUUGAGGCUUUAGGAGGCACAUUUGAUAUUAAAAGCAGCAAGGGGGAAAUACGAGAAAGCUUCAAACGUGGCACUGUGAGGCAAUACUAUGAACUGAUUCGUCAGACGUUUUAUAUCGAUGCGUUGAUCAUAAAACACGCCGACUUGUUGAGUGUAGAUGAUACUGAUUAUUUGAUUAAAACAAUCGAAUUGUCAACGGUAGGUUCUUUGCUCAUUUAUUAUGAUGGCCACAAAGGAGAUGCUUUAACAAUAGUAGGGAAACUGAGAGCAACAUGUGAUUAUACUAACAUUCAAUGUCAGAUCCUAUUAAACUGCUGGGCAAAGAUCACAGAUGACGACGUAAAACUGCUUCAGAAGUUAUUAAAGGGAGACUAUGACAACCUUUCUCUGAAUAUCCAGAUAGAAGGUUCUAAUCAAGUACUCGACGGCAAAGAAAUAAAACUUUCUCUUGAUAACGUUACAUCAACAAGAAGCGCAACCGAAAACAUCGCUAAAGUGCUGAAGUGCAGUAAAACAGUCACCAUUUUCAGCGCAAGAUCUACUAAAAUGACAACGGAAACAAUACUGCCUAUGAUAGAACUAUUGGAAACAGAUUACAAAUUAACAACGAUUGAUCUACGUAGGAAUGAAAUUUCCGACGAUGGAGCCAGAGCUUUAGCAGAAAUGUUUAAAGUUAAUAGAACAUUAACAACGAUUGAUUUAAGCUGUAAUCCAAUUUCCGGCGAUGGAGCCAGAGCUUUAGCAGAAAUGCUUAAAGUCAAUAGAACAUUAACAACAAUUAAUCUAUUUGGCAAUGGCAUUUCCGACGAUGGAGCCAAAGCUUUAGCAGAAAUACUUAAAGUUAAUAGAACAUUAACAACGAUUGAUUUAAGCUAUAAUCGAAUUUCCGGCGAUGGAGCCAAAGCUUUAGCAGAAAUGCUUAAAGUCAAUAGAACAUUAACAACAAUUAAUCUAUUUGGGAAUGGAAUUUCCGACGAUGGAGCCAAAGCUUUAGCAGAAAGGUUUAAACUUAAUAGAACGUUAACAACGAUUGAUCUACGUAGGAAUAAAAUUUCCGACGAUGGAGCCAGAGCUUUAGCAAAAAUGCUUAAAGUCAAUACAACAUUAACAACGAUUAAUUUAGCGCAAAAUGAAAUGUCUGCCGAUGGAGCCAGAGCUUUAGCAGAAAUGCUUAAAGUUAAUAGAACAUUAACAACGAUUAAUCUAUUUGGGAAUGGAAUUUCCGACGAUGGAGCCAGAGCUUUAGCAGAAAUGUUUAAAGUUAAUAGAACAUUAACAACCAUUGAUUUAAGCUAUAAUCCAAUUUUCGAGGAUGGAGCCAAAGCUUUAGCAGAAAUGCUUAAAGUCAAUACAACAUUAACAACGAUUAAUUUAGCGCAAAAUGAAAUUUCUGCCUAUGGAGCCAGAGCUUUAGCAGAAAUGUUUACAGUUAAUAGAACAUUAACAACGAUUGAUUUAAACUAUAAUCGAAUUUCCGACGAUGAAGCCAAAGCUUUAGCAGAAAUGCUUAAAGUCAAUACAACAUUAAGAACGAUUAAUUUAGCGCAAUAUGAUCUGCUCGAUUAUCUGCUCGAUGAUCUGCUCGAUUAUCUGCUCGAUGAUCUACGCGAUGAUCUACUCGAAUGA
Messenger RNA from Didymodactylos carnosus, 3320 nucleotides. NCBI's taxonomy places the organism in Eukaryota, Metazoa, Rotifera, Eurotatoria, Philodinida, Philodinidae. The record is from the annotation of a GenBank genome assembly.